Molecule: messenger RNA, 6208 nt
Organism: Suricata suricatta (meerkat)
Lineage: Eukaryota; Metazoa; Chordata; Mammalia; Carnivora; Herpestidae
Gene: RAPGEF5
Product: Rap guanine nucleotide exchange factor 5
Exons: 24
Coding region: 148-2340 (730 amino acids)
Biological process (GO): Ras protein signal transduction; positive regulation of GTPase activity
Cellular component (GO): plasma membrane
Molecular function (GO): guanyl-nucleotide exchange factor activity
Source: RefSeq, a predicted model, not a curated record
AGAGCAUUGAGGAAUAUUAUUAUCGUUCAGGCUGCUGACCUGAUAAAGGACAGAGUGAACCUCAAGGGAUUUUACAGGAGGAGCUGUGUUGGGUCAGAGCUCGUAGACUGGCUUCUAGAACACUGUCCCUUUGUCCAGUGCAGAUCUAUGGCCAUAGGGGUCUGGCAACUCCUACUGGAUAUGGGAAUUAUGUUAUCAGUGGACCAGAAUAUAUACUUUCAAGAUACCUAUGUUUUCUACCAGUUUUCGUCUGAGGAAUGCAGCUAUUUGUACUGUGAAUUUGAAAGAGAAGAAGAAUGGCAGAAUGGUGUCAAACUUUUACUGCAACUUGUGCCUCUCAUUCCUGCCAAAGCUGGCAUCUGUGAGCUGUCUCAUCAGAAAAUCGAAGACUCAGAGGAAAGCAGUGAUGAAAUUCUUGCUCGCCUAACGUCUGCGGUGCAGAGAGAGCUGGCAGCUGUGAUUGCUUUGAAAGCAAGGAAGUCUGCACUUGAACAAGAUGAAGACAAUGGUGACAAACACGUAAUUGUGACAGAAGCUGAAGGUGUUCCAGAUUCUCAGGCAGGAGUGAUGUGCAAACUCCAGGAGAGAGAUGACAUCGGACGGAUUGAACUGGUUCAGAAGCUGACAAGAGAAAACUGUCCAUUUUUGCAGACAGACAGAAAGGAACAGGAGAAAUCUGAACACGAUGAGGAAGUGGCGACUGUCCAGGUGAAGGAGCAGGAGAGGAACGUCCUGGUGCUGAAGAAGGUGCAAUGCUGUGGCCCAGCCCCCGCGGGCGGCAGCGCGGAGAGUGAUUGGAGAUACGUGGUCGUGUCCGGGACCCCCGAGAAGAUUUUGGAGCACCUUUUGAAUGACUUGCACCUGGAAGAAGUCCAGGACAAAGAAACAGAGACCCUCCUUGAUGACUUCCUUCUCACGUACACGGUCUUCAUGACAACUGAUGACUUGUGCCAGGCGCUAUUGAGGCACUAUUCUGCUAAGAAAUAUCAAGGCAAAGAAGAAAACUCAGAUGUUCCUUGUCGGAAACGGAAGGUCUUACAUCUCGUGUCCCAGUGGAUUGCUCUGUACAAAGACUGGUUACAUGAAGACGAACAUUCAAAAAUGUUUUUAAAGACCAUAUACAGAAAUGUACUGGAUGACGUGUAUGAAUAUCCAAUACUUGAAAAAGAAUUGAAAGAAUUUCAAAAGAUACUUGGAAUGCACCGUCGUCACACUGUAGAUGAAUAUUCACCACAAAAGAAGAAUAAAGCCCUUUUCCACCAAUUCAGUCUUAAGGAAAACUGGCUCCAGCACAGAGGAACUGUGACUGAAACAGAGGAAAUUCUUUGCCAUGUGUAUAUAACGGAGCACUCCUACGUCAGUGUGAAGGCCAAAGUUUCCAGCACAGCACAUGAGAUCCUGAGAGUUGUGGCAGAAAAGAUCCAGCAUGCGGAAGAGGAUCUGGCUCUGGUGGCCGUCGCAUUCUCCGGGGAAAAGCAUGAACUUCAGCCAAAUGACUUGGCCAUCUCCAAAUCCUUUGAAGCAUCUGGUCGGAUAUAUGUCUACCGGAAAGACCUGGCUGACACUUUGAACCCGUUUGCAGAAAAUGAGGAAUCCCAGCAAAGGUCGAUGAGGAUUUUGGGAAUGAACACUUGGGAUCUUGCUCUGGAAUUAAUGAAUUUUGAUUGGAGUCUCUUCAAUUCAAUCCACGAGCAAGAGCUGAUCUACUUCACGUUCAGCCGACAAGGAAGCGGGGAGCACACCGUGAACCUCAGCCUUCUGCUGCAGAGAUGCAACGAAGUCCAGCUGUGGGUGGCCACGGAGAUCCUGCUCUGCAGCCAGCUGGGCAAGCGGGUGCAGCUGGUGAAGAAAUUCAUCAAAAUCGCUGCGCACUGCAAAGCCCAGAGGAACCUGAAUUCUUUCUUUGCUAUUGUGAUGGGUCUCAACACUGCUUCUGUGAGCCGACUGUCGCAGACCUGGGAGAAAAUCCCUGGGAAGUUUAAGAAACUUUUCUCUGAACUCGAAAGUCUAACAGAUCCUUCCCUGAAUCACAAAGCCUACAGAGAUGCUUUCAAAAAGAUGAAGCCACCCAAAAUCCCAUUCAUGCCCCUGCUGCUUAAAGAUGUAACAUUUAUCCAUGAAGGAAAUAAAACAUUUUUGGAUAAUCUUGUCAAUUUUGAAAAACUGCAUAUGAUUGCAGACACUGUCCGGACCCUGAGACACUGCAGGACGAACCAGUUCGGAGGUGACAUGUCUCCAAAGGAACACCAAGAGCUAAAAUCCUACGUCACCCACCUGUAUGUCAUUGACAGCCAGCAGGCCCUGUUUGAGCUGUCCCACAGGAUCGAGCCUCGGGUGUGAGCCCCCCAGCUCCCCGCUUCGCCUCCCCUGAACUUGCGGCACUUUGAGCUCCGAGAAUGUCAGUGCCGAGCACGUUGCUUUCCUGUGAGAAAGGAGUUGCUGAGUUUUAUCAGUAUAUCAUAAGAUGCCCGCUGGACAGCCAAGCAAAGCGUGUUCAGGAGGUUGAUGUCAGCCACCAGAGAUGGGGAGAGGCCUCUGCUAGCUGCUCUCAGAACGAGAAGGCAGAGAAAGAGUCGGAAGCAUUCUUGAAAUGGAGAAGUCUGGUUUCUUAUGACUGCAUUGUUGAUCCAACCCAGUUUUCAAUUUGAGAUGUGCCGGCAUCAACACGAGCGUGUGUCCUGUCCUCCGGUGACCCAGUGUUUCAGUACGAGUGUGCUCGGAACGGAAGUUUUCCGUUGCCUGGUGACAGAUUACUGUUUAUAGGCUGGGGAAGAAGGAGCUCAUUUGAACACCUAAAGACAGUAAUGGCAUCUCUCGAUUUCCAGGGAGAAGGAGUGGCUGCUGUCAGUUCAGACUGUGACAUCACCAAGAGCCACCUGUGUCUAGAAAAUUAGGACCGCAGCUGGCAUCCAUGCUCUGAUUUCCAAAAGGGAAAUGUCGAGGCAUGCAUUUCUUUGCAUCCACAAUCACUUAUCGAUGUAGGCUUGCAGGUGAAAUUCAUUUCUGCACAACCAGUUUGCAACUCUAGGCAAAUUAGGCUAUGUUGCUUUACCAAUAAGGAAUAAUAGUAAUCUUUAAGAAAUGGACUCCUUGUUCAAUUUCCAGGGAAUUUCUUUACAUGUGCAAGAAGAUUCACAUUUCUUACCGGGAACAAUAUGAUUUUUGAAAAAGCACAGUGCCUGAUAGAUUCUAGGCACCCAGUACUUGUUUAUUGAGGGAGCAGAGUCCCAGAGGUCUGCAUUCUUGUGCCUGGUGAUGGAUGCCCUAGUGUUCUGCAUCCUCCAGCAAGCUCCUUUGCCCACAGCAGAGAAUGGAGGGAAGUGGGAUUUGAUGUGUGAAGCACUUGGCACUCCCUAGAGAAGAGCAAGGUAUUUAGUAGCGACUGCCCAUCUUUCAGCAAAUGCAAAGAACCCCAAAAUACCCAAAUGUCUGAUUACGUUGGACACUUAAAAGUCCUGCAGUCCACCUCCUAAUCAAGACCCAGAGCUUUUCUAUAAUUUGUCUUUUUCCCCCCAGAUUCUCCGAGUCUUCUAGUCUACUUUUUAUUCCCAUUUUCAGAGAUGGGCGCUCCUACAGUAGAGAAAACCUCAUGCUGUUCUCAACUGAUUAGAGGAUUUCCCAGGAGCUUCAAAUGAACAACAACAAAAAGCCUGUGGGCGUUGCUGUAAUACCAGGGCCCUGCUUCCUAUGUUCAGUCCAUUUAUUCUCCACACCUGUGCGUUCUGUCCUGCCUGUUCGUCUCUCAGCGUCCGCACAGGACCGCUUCCUUCUGGCCCAUUAAUACCUUAUUACUGAGGGUGUCCGACGCUUUCUGUUAGCAGUGCUAUUUCCUGGGCUCGGGAACCACAUUGAGCUUGAGAGAGUGCUGGAAGGAACCAUGUGGAGAAAAUCUGGGGUAGGACUUUCAAAGAGACCUGGUCUGUCCUAGAAUGUGUAAACUUCAGUCCUGAAAACUAACAGGGCUUUACAGAAAGGCACCAUCCGGAGAUGGUCCACUCAAGAAAAGCUCCAGGCUCCUGGGAAUGGACAGACCCACUGGAGGAGACCAGAGCCAUCGGGACCAGGAAAAAUCGGCUCCUUUCCCGGCUGAUCAGACCCUGGAAAAGCUCUCCCCUUGGCAGUGACUGGGGACAGCUUGGGCUUAUAGCACAAGCCCAUGUUCUCACCUUUUCCCUGUGUUGGGAAGGAUCAUUUGAUCAGUCUACUCAUGUAAGGACAUUUUGACGUCAUCUCCACAUUUCACAGUUUGGGUGGCUGUUCACAGGAGCUCUGCGUUACUCUAACACGAACGUGACCUCUCCAGGACUUUCAGUGGAGAACUAUUUCAGCAUAGCACCUGCUGCUUAGAUCCCGACCCCAAUAUGUGCACAGCCAAAUGAAUCCACACAUACUCAUUCUGAUGUGUAGUCAGUAUUCCACAGGCCUGGGUAGAAACAGGCCAGGGACGAUGUGGGGCUUGCCCACUUUCCUCCAGCCAUGGCCAUGUGGCUCUCAGGGCAGCAAAGGGAAGGGAGGAUUUGGUUUAGCUUACCUUUGCUUUCUCAUGCCUGUUGCCCGAAUGUCAGAAUCUCCAAAUCUUUCUGAAAUUUAACCCAAGCAUCAGCCAAUCACAAGUUUCAGAAGCCCUGUGAAGACGCAAAUCCAGAACUCAAGAACUGAAGACAGAACGGUGGGACUGGUUUGACUCAUGUGAAACUUUGCCAAACGAAGCUGAGCCGUCCGGCCGUGAGGCUCCCUGUGUAUAGGGAGUCCCUUUCCAAAUACUCACCAAGGCCUCUUUGGAAUAGAUUGUGUUCUGGCUAGCAGGGUGGGCCAAGACGUCAAAGCUCCUUUCCAGCUCUUAGAUUGUUGGGAUUGCAUAAACUCUCCAUUCACUCUGAAAAUCUCUAAUCUGCCGACUUCUUAAGUGAGUGGCGCCCAAGCACUUCUCGUGGGUUCUUUUUGCUACGGCACCACCCCCAGGCAGCCCUCGGGGCCUGUGGAUUCGUCUGAGGCCCUGCAAACCAGCCCUGCUUACGAGGUAGCACAGGACAGGAUCCUAUGGGCAAAACUGCAACCUUUCUGAAAAAUUUUUUUUGCACGUAUUUCCAGAUGCUCCAAAGGCUACAGUAUUUUAAAUUCACUUUUUGUCAUCAUCUGUACAAUUGCCAAAUAGUUACAGUGCUAAGUAUCAUGACCUAUGUUCACUUGAUUUUAGUAUCAUUAAUUCUGUUUAUAUAAAUGCAUUUCCUAAGACCCAUAUCCACAAGCAAGUUGGCUGGAGCGUGCAGUGAAUUCAGAAGCAUGAGGACAAAGCAAAAAGCCAGCCGUCCCAUUUGGCCGGCAGAAGGUGGUGCACUGUGUAAGCUAGCCUCAGGGUAGGGAGAGACAGUUGCGGGGAAGAGGGGGUUGGUGAUUUCUGACCCCUGGAGCUGGGCUGUCACAUCCACCGCAGAUCUCACGUCUCAUGUUCCGAAAUGGCACAGCUGAUCCAAGCUGCUCAGAAACUAGACAGACACAUUAAAAAAGGGAAAGAACAGGUCCACUGCAGUCAUCCAACACGGCGUUCCUUUUAAAUGCUUCAAAGACAUGUCCUUAAAAUUUCAGCCUGCUCAUUAAUGAGCGGGCCAUUGUGCUUAAAAUGAGUAGGGGGAAGAAAGGUUUUUAAAAAUUGCCAAAAAGUUAGAUGAAAAUGUACUAGUGUAUAAAGCAAAACUGUAUAUACUAAACGUUUUUUAGCAGAGAAUAUUUAUUUGCAUAGCCUAUUUAUUGUAUUCGUAUUACACGGUUACUAAAUACUGGGAUGAAAUUGAUGCCCUGAAGCAAGGACUCUUGCCUUUUAAUGUGUCAUUCAUUAGGACUGCUGUGACGUUGUCAGCUUGCAUUAACAAUUAGAAGACAGAAAACCCGCAAUCAGGGUGUCUACCUAACUUCUCAGGGACUACACUUUGUAGUUUUCCACCAUCAUAAGAGCUGGUAAAUAUGAAACAUUUGUGGAGUUACCGGAAUUGCCAUUAACAGUAUUUUCUUUCUCCCACAUCACGCUUUCUGCUUCUGUAUAUAUGACUGUGCUGUGUAUUUAUCAAAGCUAGUAAGCAAUAAUUUAUAUGUAAAAAAUGGCCAAGCAAUAUAAGGUGAACACUUAUAUAAGUCACUGUUACCUUAUCUUGUAUUUUCAAGUGUUUUUUUUUAAAACUGCUUUUCCAAAUAUAAGAUUAUGUUAAAGAUA